Molecule: messenger RNA, 1284 nt
Organism: Cyclocybe aegerita
Lineage: Eukaryota; Fungi; Basidiomycota; Agaricomycetes; Agaricales; Hemipholiotaceae
Source: the annotation of a GenBank genome assembly
AUGUUUUUCUGGAAUGGCCCUGAGUACGAAGCGAGGUUGCGAACACCUUUCUCGCCGCCGACAGUUACCUUGAAGGAGAUUCACGAUGCAGUACCAAAGCAUCUUUUGCAGAAGAAUCACUGGAAGGCUACCUACUACGUCGUCCGCGACAUCACCUUCACGGCCCUCCUGUACAAGUUCGCCUACUCCAUAACUCCUCUCGCAGCAGGCGACUUCGGCGGGUAUAUCACCUCCGGUUGGCAGAAGGCACUGGUCAAGGCGGGCAUGUGGGCGUUCUACUGGUGGUUUCAAGGCCUCGUUGGUGCCGGGCUCUUCUGCUUAGGACACGACGCCGGCCACACCUCACUUUAUAGCAGCAACAAAGUCAACAACACCGUCGGUUUCCUGCUCCACUCCUAUCUUCUGAUCCCCUACUUCGCGUGGCGCUCCACCCACCACGCACAUCACAAAGCCACAGCUUCGAUGGAGCGCGAUGAGAACUACGUUCCCUACACUCGGAGCACCUACAAGCUGCCUGACGAAAAGACAGCUACAAAGGCCGACUACACAGAGAUGUUCGAGGAGACGCCCCUCUAUACGCUUGCCCGCCUAUUCAUCAUGCAGGGCUUCGGCUGGUGGAUCUACCUGGCCCGAAAUACGAUGGGCUCGCCCAUGUAUCCACCCGGAACUAACCACUUCAGCCCCAACUCGCCCCUAUUUAAAAAGGAACAAAGAAACGAUAUCAUUAUAUCCGAUAUCAGUAUUGUCGCGAUGUCGGCUAUUCUUGUCUACCUUGGACGUGAGUUCUUUUUCUGGUACUACCUAAUCCCUUACCUGUUCGUCAAUCACUGGAUUGUCAUGUUUACAUUCUUGCAUCACUCGGAUCCGACUAUCCCUCACUACAGGAAGGGCGAGUGGUCAUUCCUACGGGGUGCCGCUGCGACGGUCGAUAGACCCCUUCUGGGAUGGAUGGGGAGGUUCUUCUUCCAUAAUAUCAGCCAUGACCAUGUCGCCCAUCAUUUCUUCCUACGCGCCCCGUUCUACAACGGGCCAGAGAUCACGAAGGCAGUCAAGAAAGUCCUCGGAGACGACUACAACUAUGACUCGACGCCCACAUUCUACGCGCUGUAUCGGUCGUUCACCCAAUGCCUGUUCAUCGAAGACGAAGGCGACAUCAUAUUCUACAAGAACAAAGAUGGUGUUGCUCUCCGAGAGCUUAAGCAAUCUGUGGUAGAUGAAAUCAGGGCGAAGGGCUGGGAUCCGGCGGAACAAGACAAGGUGGAUCAGGUGCCAAAGAUCGAGUGA